CCGCAUCAUACGGGAGUGGCCGCAGAGGACUACGAUCGUCGGUGCAAGAACAAAACGAAUAAUCUGCUGCUACAAGCAGCCAGCCGGACAGACAAAUGACCAGCGCGAUCGCAGUUGCGUAUUAACGCGUGCGUGUGUGUGUGUCUGUGUGUGUCUCUGUGUCUGUGUGAAAGUGAUCGAGCCGAACGGUUAGUUGUGAAUGAAACAGAAGGUACUCUUUUCUCUGCUGCGUGCAAACACAGCAGCGGUAGUCCCAGAAACAACGGCAAAGCAGGUGCCGAAUGCAAACAGGCUGCUGACUGCAGCUCUAUCUUUGUAAUCGUAACGGCAAUCGCUGCCACCACCGUUGCCGCUGCUACCGCCUCCAUAUACUUAGGCAAGACCAAAGCAGUUACAACAGCAGAGGCCGCGCGUACAACUUGUGCGCGUAUAGGUGCGAGGCCACUGAUUAUGAGCAGACGGCUCUUGUGGGCAUGUGGGAUCGAGAGGAAUAGAGUGGGGUGUGCGUCCAUGACUUCAGCUGUCGCUCGAAGCGACCGCCACCUAGGAGUUCGAUACUACUAUUGCGACGACGACGACGACGACGACAACUGUCGUGGUUAUUCCUUCGACUUUGUUUGUAGCUUCAUUCUCUUUUUGGGCGUAAGCGUCGAUUCAUCUAUACGUGUAUAAGCCUUGAAACAAAUCCGUGGCGUAUCGCAUUGCCAGAGUGCACUUAGAAAGCGACAGGCGGUGAACCGAAUUGAACAACCGCAGCGGCGUCUGUUCAGAUACAAACAGGCGAUUUCUGGUCUCUCUAACUGCUCCUGCUGCUGCUGCUGCUGCUACGUGGCCUGCUGUUUGAGAUUCCGUGCAUUCAUGUGCUAGCGUCAAAUACACAGGGAGAAAAGAGAUAUUCCCAGCACCAGCUGGGCGUCAACUAGUCCUUUGCUAGUUUUCCUACAACUGGUUUGUUGACGGAAGACUAACGUUAUUGUUGAACCGUGAGCGCGGAACGCGCGGCAAGACGCGACCGCCAACGGUAUCGUUCGGCGCAAUCAAGCACUUUCUUUCUCACCGUUCAUUUUGUCCAUUCGACGAUUUGUCUGGUUCAAUACAUUAUUGUGAUUCAGGAAAUUAAGCUAAAUCCAGAUCCCAAAGAGGCCGGUGACUUAUACAGUAGAGCUGUGCGAAAAAGUUUUUGUGUUUGCUCUGAACAACGGGCCUCGUUCUAAUUGUUAGAUUUGAUUGUUAUUGUUGUCGAUGAUUGACCGAUCUUCCGACGGCGCUGCGCAUGGCCUGACACUGUGUUUGUUGCGAGAGUAGCGCACUGUUUCAAACCAAUCGCACGGCCGUGUCACGCUAUAGUGGUGUCCACGCAUCCACCGGUUAGACGUGUGUGUCCCGCAAUCACGCAACGCGACCAGGCUAAGGCAAAGCUAGGGUCGCACACAGGCCUCAGGACUCGAUAUGUUAUCGCGAUAUUCUCGCGAGAUUGCGAGACUCAUCGUUAGUGAGGACAGUGAAUAUCGACGGACGCCGGAAACACGCUUACGAAUGAAGCUCAUGAUCAUAGACUAACACAUUAUUCGAGCUAUCGUUGUUGGUGCAUUCAUUCUGUCGGUUCGUGCAGAGUAACAGUGGCAGAAAAAAGUAGAGCGUCCACAAAUUGCCUACAUCAGACAAGUGCGUUCCAAGUCCAGGAACAGCCGCAACAAUGUCAGCUACGAUAAAAAUUACAGCGGCAUAUAAACGUAAUAAAAGUCAUAAAAUAUUAAUAAUUACAUUACCAUAUAAUUAACAGGAAGUGGUAUAACUGUGGGUCAAGGCACGACAACAACGGUACUACGCAAAGAAGCCAGUCAUCGUUAUACCGUCGGAUACACCUGCCGAGCAAGGUGUCUUAUGGGUCACAGUAGUAGUAGUUUAAGUAUUACGAUUCUAGUUGGCUGCCUAGACCAGUCAGCUACUGCCUUCUACACAAGCGAUACCUAGAAGCGGUGGCGUCAUCACCGGGCCGAUCGGGAGUACAGGCCGUCAAUACUGCGUCGAAUUCUGUCGACGAGCCGGACUCGUUCGUACCUCGUCGGGAGGAUCCGGGUAGUUUCGUAAGUCGUAAGGACAACCCACAGAGCGUCCUGUCUCAUCUACUUAAUAGUAUUCCCCUGGCACAAUUUAAGGGACAUUCUGUUUAUCCAAUACAGCAGCGUUGCCAAUUAUAUUAGCGAACCCAAUAGAGUAUUUCUUGUUGAAAGAUAGCCAAUGUAUUUAUAUUAACUAGUACUAAUUUGGCUGUUAGAAAUCCGUGCUGGUGGUCUAGAAUUUCCUGGGGUAGCAUACCGCCGUCGAGCGCACUGUUUCCGUUCUACUAAUGGCUCGAUUUACCUUUUGAGGUUAGCACUGUCCUGCAAGUUGGUUUGCUUGAGACUAGUUGGUCGCGAGUCUGAUAGACGAGGGGUGGUAGCCCGAUCCUAAACACUUGAUCCCUGACCAGCUGUCGUACGACUGGCGAGUGCGUUUGCUUAAUCGCAGCACCUCUACAAGAGAUCACCGUGUGACAAAUUCGAAGUGUAUUUUACUUUUGAUGCUGCUAUUAAUACUGUGUUCCUGAUCGUGGGGCAAGUAGCGUUAGCCCUUAAGAGAUAAAAGAGCAUUAUCACAACAACAAGUGCUGCUAUCUUGGUGUGCUAGCGGCGACACUGCCGGUGCGACGCUGUUAUCGGCGUUUAGUCGGUGUUGCUACCAAAACUGGUGCUAUCCCAGAGGAAAAAUAGAAAGUGCGGGUGAGCUACUGAGCGGUGUGACGACUGAAAUCAGUUGAGCCCAACAUCGAGGAAGCGAACACUUGCUAGACCGACGGAUGAAGUGACAGACCCCGAGAACCGUAGUCGCUUCAAGCGUCGCCGAUAACCACGACAGCAGCCAGUAGCUGCAAUUUUAGCCUGUACGCUCUCAGCUGAACUGCUACGACAGGAGCAACAUAAAUAAACAAAAAGAGGAGAAUCCUAGCCAUCCGAAGCAAACCGAACCAUAGCAAAAUACCCCAUUCAACAUUGACACAGCAGCAACAGGCUCUACAGCUUGCGUACUUGAGCAGCUCGCGUCCGUCGUUGUCGUCGUCAUCAUCGUCGUUUGUCGCCCGCUGAGCUGCGCCCUGUUUUGACGUUUUUCGUCCGUUCGUUCGUUCGUUCGUUCGUUCGCCUUAUUGCCGUUCGCCGCUGAUGUAUGGUAGCUGAAUCUGUUGCAUGAGUGCGGGAUAAAGAGUAAAAGAGCGCCAGAGAGUCAUUGAGAGCGGCUGAGGAGCGCUGAGUGAGUGAGUGAGUGAGUGAGUGAGUGAGUGAGUGAGUGAGUGAGUGACUGACUGACUGACUGGCUGGCUGGCUGGCUGGCUGACUGACUGACUGACUAACGAACGAACGGCGCACCGAAAGCGCUGCCACCGCACCACUACGCUAGCACUAGUUACUACCGGCGAGUCGCACUAUUCGUGUAGUUGCUGUCUUCCCCGCUGUCGUUUGUUGUUUGAGGCGGCACACGCUCGGUCGGUCGCUGUGCUGCAGAUAGAAGAAAGCAGCAGCCAGCGGUGGCGGCAAGUGAUCCAGCCAUCCAGCUACUUGUUAGUCUGUGACCAGCCAGCGGCGAUUGAGCGGUACAGCCGGGUGUUGGCCGCGGACAGAGCUGCAGGGCGUUUGCGUCCGUCGUAUGCUGUGUGUCACUUUGACUAUUGACGAUUGAGAAGCUCAGAAGCAACUUCAUACAGCACUUAGCUGACGCCAGGUCGAAGUUGAUAAAAAAAAAAUAGAUAAAGAAAAAUAGGGAAAAGGAAAGCCAUCAGACUACAAUUACCGCUAGCUCUGCGGUAAAGCAACGAACGUGCAGUAAUUUGUGCUUGUCACCAGUACGAGUGCACUGUGUUUGAUUCACCAUUGUCGCCGUAAGCUCUACGAUCAUACAUUAACACGUGAUUAAUCGUAGCAACAACUGUACAAUAUACGGCCUUUUGGACCAAUUUUCUGGCAAAAGCAAAAGUAAAGACGUGAGCACAUGGAUGCGUGUACAGUGUAGAGAGCGUGCAGUCAACCUAACCAAGGUUGGAAUAACAAAAGGAGUAACUGGUCCGUCAAAGCGUUCGUAUUAAGACAAGUGCGUCCUUUUCGCAUUGAGCUGGAUCGUUAACGAAACCCAUCGAGGAGUAAAAGGCAAAAUCUGCUUGACCACUGUGAAUCCUGCUGCGUUUUUCUACCGCGGCUGUCUAACAGGGAACCAGAGAAAGUGGAGGAUCUGUUCCCGCGCGGACGUACCACGUAGAGUGAAUGAUGUUCUUGCAGAAAUAAUCGUCAUUGCUGUUUUCAUGAUUAUUACUGUAAUCGACACAAGCUACAGCUUGAAGAACGAGGAACGAAGUCGCUAAAGUUCCGAUCAUAGAAGUGCUGUCUAUGUUAUCAGCUGGUGCGUCGUCAGCAAUCAACUUACCUAUUAUACAAUAGCAACUACCAUAACUAUAAUAAAACAUUGCUAUAAACAGUAGUUCGGUGCUAACUAUCGCAGGGCAGCCCAUUCUCUGCGCCGGCUGCCUAUUAUUUACGCAUAGGCCUAUUGUUGGCGGUCUCUUCUCCGUCCAGGUUCUAUCCUUGCCAGAUCCAUACAUUAAUAGAGCUCGUGUGAGUCGACUUAUUUUAAGUUCAAUACAAAGUAUAGCAGAGCAGCACGCCAAAGCAAGAUUGAUAAUGGGAACGCGUAAUACGUCAACGAAAAACAAACUCAAUCUGAAGCUUCCGCCAAUCGAGCCAUUCGAUCAGCUGCUCGACGAGAAGAUCAAUGAAACGCGACAAAUCGACACGAGUUUGGAAGCACUCCGGCGCACCCUUGAAGGACUCGACAUCGAUGAUCAACAGCGCAAAAGGCUCGAGGCUUUCCUCAGCCAGAAGCAGAAGGUCGGCGAAUUGACCGCGGAAGAUUUCGAGAAUCUCGGAGAGCUCGGCGCUGGCAAUGGAGGCGUUGUUACCAAGGUUUUACAUAAGCCAACAGGCCUAAUCAUGGCCCGGAAAUUGAUUCACCUUGAAGUGAAGCCUGCUAUCCGCAACCAGAUCAUUCGCGAGCUCAAGGUAUUGCACGAGUGCAAUUCGCCACACAUCGUCGGUUUUUAUGGAGCUUUUUACAGCGAUGGUGAGAUAAACGUGUGUAUGGAGUACAUGGACGGUGGAUCUCUCGACCUUGUCCUCAAGAAGGCCGGCCGGAUACCAGAGAAUAUUCUUGGCAAGGUGACAAUCGCCGUUCUAAAAGGUCUCAGCUACCUUCGGGAGAAGCACCAGAUUAUGCAUCGGGAUAUAAAGCCGUCCAAUAUGCUGGUGAACAGCCGCGGAGAGAUUAAGAUCUGUGACUUCGGUGUGAGUGGUCAGUUAAUCGACUCGAUGGCCAAUUCUUUCGUUGGAACGCGUUCCUACAUGUCGCCUGAGCGGUUGCAGGGCACACAUUAUACGGUACAAUCAGACAUCUGGUCGCUUGGCCUCUCUUUAGUAGAGAUGGCGAUCGGACGCUACCCUAUCCCGCCGCCAGACUCCAAGGAAUUGUCAGCCAUAUUUGGGGCGCAAUAUAACCCGCUCGCAAACCCGCAAGACCAGCAGCCGACAACGAUGUCCAUCUUCGAGCUGCUCGAUUAUAUUGUAAACGAAGCUCCACCGACCGUACCCCAGGGCGUCUUUAGCGACGACUUCAAGGACUUUGUAGAUAGAUGUUUAAAACGCAAUCCUAGUGAACGUGGCGAUCUCAAAACUCUCAUGGAUCAUCCGUGGAUCAAGCAGAGCGAACAGGAGAACGUCGACUUCUCGGGCUGGGUUUGUCAGACUGUCGGAGUGAACGAUGCUCAGGCCACGACGCCGCCCGAGUAAAACGCAUGAGACGGAUGGGCGCCAUUUUCAACCGAUGGCACAACGGAGCAACGUCAAGCAAGCUCCGUGUUGAUACUUUAUCGCGGCGGCGCUCGUGCGCAACACAAAAGUAACUACACACGUGAUAUAAAUCUAAAUACGUGCGAGCGCUUAUAUUAGCGUUAACAAACAACAAUACCAGUCACAAAUGCUUUACUAAAGGAUAGUUGGUUGUCGACCGACGAAUUUCUUGCUGCAGCUUCGGCCGCGGCGCCUUCCAUAAGGCGACUGGGGGGCAAUGUUUGCUUUGCAAAAACAAAGAAAAGAAAAACAGAAUGAAGAGAAAAGAAUGAAGGAAAGAAGAAAAGAGAGGUGCUAAAGGAAAACGCAUUCCAAAAAAAAUAAAGAUUAUGAUCAUGUAGCCAUUCUGCUACUUUUCGUCUUGCUUGCACGGCCGGUCAGGGUUACUCUUACAAUGCACGGAAGCGUAGAUCGGUUGACCAGCAGGACCCGCCGGACAGACAUAUUGUAGGAGCGAGAAGAGGCAUACCUUGAAGAAAGCUUCUCCUAUAGUUAUUGAGCUUUGUGAACAAUAACAAUUAUAAACAAAUGAAAUAUAGGAAACGAAUUUUGUAGCUCUUCUCCCUUCCACCAAAUGAGUGUGAAUAGCAAUUAUCGUAGGUUAUGCAUGAAACGUGCUACCAUUAAAAAAACUAGACGAAGAAACACAUCAGAAAUAAAAAAAAAAGUAACAUAAAAAAAACUAACGUAAUGGUUGCUUACGUUAACGACAAAACAACUGGUUCUUCUGUUACUUUCUAUACUGUAUACUCAAAGAUAAGGAACAAUAUGGACGAUGAAAUUUGGAGUGGAUCCUGCGUCACGAGCCUACCCUGUGUUAGUCGCCACUGGAUCCAGGACAAGCAAAACCUCAAAAUACUGAAUCCAGCAUGCAAGCAAGACAACCGCCUAAAGCACAUUUCAUGGUCGCUUGCUCUCUUAUACAUCGCGACUAGCCUUGAUUAAAUGCUGAUGCCCUAGACUUAUUCUAGAAGGGCCAAAACAGUGAGCCCGUUGUUCCCCUACCCACGUUGCCAGGAUAUUAGCGGGCAGAAGGAUAGAAAACAGGACAAUGGUGGUGACAGGGCGAUGGUGGCAAAAAACGAUGAGCUCGUAGCCCAGGGCAGCAUACGGUAUCGACCGGAUCGCCGUCUGACGGUUCAUAAUACGGCCGAAGCUAAUACCGGGCAAGCAAGAACAAAACAAUAAGAAAGAAUGAAGCAAAUUAUCAUAUACUGACUCGACAAUUUUUUAUCCAAAUAGACUCCGAGCAAAAGCACACCAUUCCUUUUGUUUUACAGAAACAAAAUUAUACAAAGAGUGCACGUGUACUUGCUAGAUAAGAUUGGUUUACAAUAUGAGCAUGGGUAUCCGUAGUUCACCAAAUCACUUGACUACCAAAAUCAUUGAGAUAUAGUCAGAAAUAAUUUACCGACAAUGUUGGCAUUGUAUCUGUCCUGCUCUGGAUUUCACAAGUUCGAUUGAGGCUACAAAUGAUGCUAAUAGUAAGGACGGGAGAUCGACAAGAUUAUGCUACACCUACGUUGUUGUGCUAAGGAUAACCCUAUAAAGCCUUUAACGAAUAGUAGCCCAAUGGACCCAACUAAACAAAUCAGAUGCACCAAUUACCCUUUGUAAUUUCCCACUUAGUCCUGUCGGGUUUAGUACGACAUUGACAAACAACGUUUCAUUAUGGAUCAUACAAUCAACAGUUCUUGCCCUAAGAAGGCGAGGACGAGGUAGGUCAAGGGUGAAAUACUUGAAGAGGAGAGGCAGCACCGCCGUGUGCUCCCCUCCACGCCCCCUAGAACAGAAUUUUACAGAAACCAACGCUUACGUUUCGAAUAUGAAAUAAGGCCUCACGAUGGUCAGUGACGAUUGUUGGCUAUUACUGAUCGUUACCAAUUAUCUAAUGGGUGGUGGGGUGUUUUUUUUGGAACCAAGCACAGACGAACACACGCACAUACACACGAAAAAAAAUAUGCACGUGUCCGACACAAACGUACAAUGAUGUUGCUCCCGCAAUCUCUAAUUCUCACCUUAAAGUAUAUACAUAUAUAUAUAUAUAUAUAUUUUGCAAAAAAAAAAUCAUAUAUACAUAUAAACGAGUAUGUGUG
Varroa destructor (honeybee mite) is the source of this 8023-nucleotide messenger RNA. Its product is annotated as dual specificity mitogen-activated protein kinase kinase 1-like. The record is from RefSeq and is a predicted model, not a curated record. Gene Ontology annotation, molecular function: ATP binding; protein kinase activity. Gene Ontology annotation, biological process: protein phosphorylation. NCBI's taxonomy places the organism in Eukaryota, Metazoa, Arthropoda, Arachnida, Mesostigmata, Varroidae.